AUGCUUCUUCUUUUUUUCUUCUUUUAUCUUUUAUUUCGUCUGUUUUUCUUAUUUGUUGCCUUUUUAUUCUUUUUCAUAUUUCAUCAUAUUUUUUUUUCUUUUUCUCUUCUUCUAUCUUUGUCUUCAAAUUUUUUUUUUCUUAUUUGCUGGCUUUUUUAUUCCUUUUUAUAUUUCACCUUAUGUUUUUGUCUUUUUUUCUUCUAUCUUUUUUCUUCAAAUCUAUUUUUCUUAUUUGUUGAUUUUUUUUCCCUUUUCAUAUUUCACCUUAUGUUUUUUUUUCUUCCAUCUUUGUCUUCAAAUCUAUUUUUCUUUUUUGCUGGCUUUUUAUUCCUUUUUAUAUUUCACUUUAUGUUUUUCUCUUUUUUCUUCCAUCUUUGUCUUCAAAUCUAUUUUUCUUUUUUGCUGGCUUUUUAUUCCUUUUUAUAUUAUACUUUAUGUUUUUCUCUUUUUUCUUCCAUCUUUUUCUUCAAAUCUAUUUUUAUUUUUUGCUGGCUUUUUAUUCCUUUUUAUAUUUCACUUUAUGUUUUUCUCUUUUUUCUUCCAUCUUUGUCUUCAAAUCUAUUUUUCUUAUUUGCUGGCUUUUUUAUUUCUUUGAAUAUUUCUCCUGUUGUUUCGCUGUUUUAUCUUCUUUUUUUUUUCAAAAAAUAUUUUUCUUCAUUCAAGUUUUUUUAUUCGUUUUCAUUUUUCUCCUUUUGUUUCUUCUUCUGCCUUAUUCUUCAACUUUAUUUUUCUCCAAUUUCUGACACUUUAUUUAUUUUCAUUUUUCGACUUUUGUUUCUUAUUCUGACUUUUUCUUCAAAUCUAUUUUUCUUUUUUCCUGUCUUUUUAAUCCUUUUAAUUUUACCGUCUUCUGCUUCUUUCGUUUCUUCUUUUCACUUUUUCUUCAAAUUUAUUUGUCUUCUUUCCUGGCUUUUUUUUUUAUUGCUUUUCAUUUUUCACCAUCGGAUCUUAUUUUCUCCCAUUCCUGGAUUCUUAAUCCUUUUCUUUUUUUUAGUUUCUUCUCUAUUAUUUUUCUUCAAAUCUUGUUUUUUUGUUUGUUUUUAUUUUUAUUUUUUGUUUUUUUAUUUUCCGGGCUUUUUAUUCCUUUUCAUUUUUCUCAUUCGGUUUCGACUUUUGUCUUUUUUCAUCGAGUAUAUUUUUCCACCAAUAAUACUUUCUUUUUAUUUUAAUUUUCAUUUUCUUGUUCUUGGUUUUUCUUUCUUAUCUGGCCGUUCUUAUUCAUCUUCCUUGUCUUUCUUCUAUUUCUCGUUCUGUCCUGUUCUUACAAUUUAUUUUUCUCACUUCUUCAAUUUCUCAUUCAUUUUUAUUUUUCCUCUUGUCUUCUUUCUUCAAAUGUAUUUUUCUUUCAAUCUUGACUUUCUUAUUUCUUUUCAUUUUGCUUUUCUUAUUUUUUCUUCUCGACUCCCAUUUUCAUUCUUUCUCUUACGUUUUCUUUUCUACAUUUCGAUUCCAUUUUCGGGGGAAUUUUAUAUUUUAUAUUCCUUUUCUACAUCAGUUUUCUCCCUCCACAUGUCUUCUGAUCUAUCUAUCUAUCUAUCUAUCUAUCUAUCUAUCUAUCUAUCUCAAUCGUUUCAGAUAUUUCUAUUUCACUCUUUUCAUAUCUAUCUAUCUCAAUCCUAUCUAUCUAUCUAUCUAUCUAUCUAUCUAUCUAUCUAUCUAAGACAGACUUACCCUUAUCUAUCUAUCUAUCUAUCUAUCUAUCUAUCUAUCUAUCUAUCUACCCGAAUGCUUAUCUAA
Acanthosepion pharaonis is the source of this 1737-nucleotide messenger RNA. The record is from the annotation of a GenBank genome assembly. Lineage: Eukaryota; Metazoa; Mollusca; Cephalopoda; Sepiida; Sepiidae.